This is a messenger RNA of Clupea harengus (Atlantic herring), 2702 nucleotides long. RefSeq names its product regulator of calcineurin 1a (gene rcan1a). Gene Ontology annotation, molecular function: calcium-dependent protein serine/threonine phosphatase regulator activity; nucleic acid binding. Gene Ontology annotation, cellular component: nucleus; cytoplasm. Gene Ontology annotation, biological process: calcium-mediated signaling. The record is from RefSeq and is a predicted model, not a curated record. NCBI's taxonomy places the organism in Eukaryota, Metazoa, Chordata, Actinopteri, Clupeiformes, Clupeidae.
CUCAGCAGCAUAAGCUGUAGACUCCAAGACGAGCAUUCAGCUGCUGUAGCCCAACCAGCCUCACAGCACAGCACAGCACUGCCUGCACCUCUCUGGAAUGUUCCUUUGAGCAGGCGUCCACAGAUAUCGCUCGAAUUAUUCCACUGUCUGUUCAGAGCACAUGCAGAGCAGCCUAGCUUUAGUGCUGUUGACAAGCACAAGCACAAGCUUUUUUACGACAUUUGACCUAUUUCGACAACGUUCACCUUCCGCCUGAUAGGGAGAUUCUGACAGAGCCGCAGAAAAGAGGAACUGCUCCGAAGAAAGAAGAAGAGCCCUCUGAGAAGAGUACUGCACAGAACUACAGAUACAGACGGCGAGUCAGGAGAGGACUUUGUUGCAGUGUACUACAGCGACCCACUCGAGAGGCACACACAGAGUCUCUCUCUCUCUCUCUCCUCCACCCUCGUUCUCGCUCGCGGAGCUAAUUUCUCAUCGGGAGCGGUACCUCUUGGGUCGCUCACGCUGGGGAAGGCAAACCGGCCCGCUUCUCGCGCCCGGCCUAGCUGCCCGCUGCGAACAAUCCAGAACCUGCUGCUCCGCAGGAUCGGCUUGAGCCACGCUGCCGCCAACGCCGGCACCACCACCACCUCUGCAAACAUGCACCUGAAGAGCGUGAAGUGUAACCGCUUCUGUCUGAUCGCCUCGCUGGAGGACCCAGACAUGUUCAACCAGCCGCAGGCCCGGGCGAGCUUUGAGGAGCUCUUCCGUUCCUACGACUCUGAGGCCACCUUCCAGUUCUUUAAGAGCUUCCGGCGCGUGCGCAUCAACUUCAGCGACGCUCUGGCCGCGGCUGAGGCUCGGGCAGCCCUCCACAAGAGCGACUUCCAGGGCAAGGAGGUGCGACUCUACUUCGCCCAGUCUGUGCAUAUAGGUAGUCCCCGACUGGAGCCUCCCAAACCAGACAAGCAGUUCCUGCUGUCUCCUCCUCCCUCUCCCCCUGUCGGGUGGAAGCAGAGAGAGGAUGCCACGCCCGUCAUCAACUACGACCUGCUCUGUGCCAUCGCCAAACUUGGGCCAGGUGAGAAGUACGAGCUGCACACCGCCACCCCCACCACGCCCAGCGUCGUCGUGCACGUGUGCGAGAGCGAGCAGGACAGCUCGAGCGGCGAGGACGAGGCAGACGCCGCCCGACGCCCACGACCCAAAAUCAUUCAGACGCGUCGCCCCGACUAUCCCGUUACGCAGUGAACUGUGGGAAACCAAUCACAUUGCACCAAUCUCUCUGCUUUACGAUCACGGGGGAGGGACCCUGAAGGGGGCGGGGGGACUGAUGGCCUGACGUGACGUGCAGUUGGUCCUCCUCGCCACCAGGUGGCAUAGGAGAGCCCGGACUUGGAGGCCUUCCCUGUAGGGAGUGGGGGCACACUGUACAUUUCCACCAUCUCAUAGUUAGGGACUGGGGGGGGUGAAUGGGUAGGGGUCUUCAUUGCAUGCCGUUAUUGGAAGAGUGGGCCAGCGUAGAGGUUAAAGAAUCGAUGGAUUAGGCUUUUAUUUGACUAAUAUGGGUAUGGUGGAUAUGUCUUGUGUCAUGGAAUUUUUAAUGUUGUUAUUUUUUUCCUCGUACAUGUAUUUUGUUUUCCUUGGGGCGCAUGUUAUAUCCCCCACAAAGUGGUGUGGUGUAUACAUUUACAGUUUGUUACGUAACAUUAUGUCUUUUUUUUUUUUCAUCGGCUAUAGGAGCUCUAGGUAACAACCUGACAAUAGGAUGCUGGAAAUUAUGCUGAUUCAGAUUGUUCAUUCAUCUUUAAAGGGGGGGGGCUUUUUACAUCCAUGCGCAUAGACUGAUGAAAAAAACAUAACCUGACCUAGAUCAUUUUGUCUGAAUUCAUCUACUUCUAAAAACCUUUUUGACAUAGUAAGGGGGACUUUUUGAGCUUUUUGAUGCAGAUUAUAUAUUAUUAAAGCGAAAGGAAGAACUGCAGACUGUACAAGACAUCCCAUGAAGUGUCUUAAAGUCUGUGUUUGUCAUUGUGCCACAAGGACUGCUAGCUCUGUAUACAUUUUCACAUCUUUUUUAAUGACUCGUCUUGCUUUAUCAUAUAAAAUGUUAACUUAGACAUAUAGGCUUUGACAUUUUUUUUACAAACAUGAAAACCCAGUGUGCGUGUGUGCAUGUCUGAACUGUGAUGUGUGUUUUGGUUCUUGCUCACGAGAACGAGCGUGUCAGACAUGACGAGGCCUCUGCCCACAACUGAUAUUCACGUUACUUUGGAAGUGCUCUGCGAGAUGUUUUUAGUAUGAGCAGUGUCUUUUGCCUAGCCUAACCAAGGCCCUCGGCGUACUUAAUUCACAACAUGUAAGACCUCGCGUGAGUCCUGUGGGAGUUUUAUGAAGUGAAGGGUCUCGUAAGGGCAGCCUUCGCACCAUUUCAGCCUAGGGAACUCUUAAGGGCUGAACCCAGGAUCUGUUCGGAAUGAAAGCGUGCACGUUUCUAUAUGUAUAUCAGAGUGUAUGUAUUUGUUAAAAGCCUUUUUGUAUACUGUUCUUUACAUACAGUUUCAAGAAAAAAAAAGAACAAAUAAAUCAAUUAACACGAAUGACGCAUUACUUAGAUGGCUGGUUAUGUGUGUGUGUGUGUGAGGGCUACUUGAUGUACUCAAAGCACGUUCACGGUCAAAUGUAACUAAGACUCACACGGAACAAUAAACUCCAUGAACUCA